AUGAAUCCACCCUCACCCGCGCCUCUCCCUCCGUCGCAGCCCGCUCAGGCCCGCGCGAGGCCCGCCCGAGCGCCGCUGACCGUCCCGUCUCCUGGCUCCCUCCGCCCCCGCGCCGGCGCUCUGCCGCCGUCCUUCGCCCCACGGCUCCUCCUCCCGGCCCGCGCGCCCGAGCCGGCCGCACGCCCGCGUGCCGCUCACGCCUCCCCGUCGAACCCCGCCGCCGACCCGCGCAGUGCCGCGCCCUUCGCCGACUUCGCCUGCGCCGGCCACCGUGGGCCGCGCCGGCCCCAUCGCCCUGCCUCAGCUCCACCCCCACCUCGUGCCGGCGCCCCGCUCCGCCCGGCCGCCUCUCGCCGCCACACGUGCCCUGCCGCCAUGGACGCCGGCGCCCGCUCGCCGGAUCUGCUCCGCGCCACCCGGAGCUCCUCGUCCCGGAUCCGGCCGGGCUGGAUCAGAUGCACCAGCCCGCCGAUCCAAACGCCUCCGCCCGUCUCGUUCAUCUCCAUCUCGGAACCCCGAGAUCCAGUUUCCCGCGAGGUCUAA
Molecule: messenger RNA, 543 nt
Organism: Aegilops tauschii subsp. strangulata
Lineage: Eukaryota; Viridiplantae; Streptophyta; Magnoliopsida; Poales; Poaceae
Source: RefSeq, a predicted model, not a curated record